This is a messenger RNA of Gorilla gorilla gorilla (western lowland gorilla), 847 nucleotides long. RefSeq names its product protein phosphatase 1 regulatory inhibitor subunit 14D (gene PPP1R14D). Gene Ontology annotation, biological process: regulation of phosphorylation. The record is from RefSeq and is a predicted model, not a curated record. The transcript has 4 exons. Gene Ontology annotation, cellular component: cytoplasm. Gene Ontology annotation, molecular function: protein serine/threonine phosphatase inhibitor activity. Lineage: Eukaryota; Metazoa; Chordata; Mammalia; Primates; Hominidae. Bases 68 to 505 code for a protein of 145 amino acids.
ACUUCCCUCUGUGGCUCUGCUCUGAACUGGCGGUUUUUCCCAGUUCCUUGCCCAGACCAAUCCUUCCAUGCUGUCUUCAAGCCCUGCUUCCUGCACAUCUCCCAGCCCAGACGGGGAGAACCCAUGUAAGAAGGUCCACUGGGCUUCUGGGAGGAGAAGGACAUCAUCCACAGACUCAGAGUCCAAGUCCCACCCGGACUCCUCCAAGAUACCCAGGUCCCGGAGACCCAGCCGCCUGACAGUGAAGUAUGACCGGGGCCAGCUCCAGCGCUGGCUGGAGAUGGAGCAAUGGGUGGAUGCUCAAGUUCAGGAGCUCUUCCAGGAUCAAGCAACCCCUUCUGAGCCUGAGAUUGACCUGGAAGCUCUCAUGGAUCUAUCUACAGAGGAGCAGAAGACUCAGCUGGAGGCCAUUCUCGGGAACUGCCCCCGCCCCACAGAGGCUUUUAUCUCUGAGCUGCUCAGUCAACUCAAGAAACUCCGGAGACUCAGCCGGCCUCAGAAAUAAGCCUGAGAGACCAUCUUUAGCAGCCUCAGCACUGCCAGGCCUGCCCUGAAACUCUAGAUCCUGGCUAAGAGGGAAAUAGCUCCUUGGGACACAAACAAGAAAUGUGGACAAGGAGGGACAUUUGCAUACUCCUACUGUCUGUGUGGUCACAGUUUCUGUCAGCUGGGCUCUCUGGGAGAAAGCUGGCUGUUGUCCAAUGCCUUCCUUGGCAGCCAAGUGGAUAAAACCUUUAGGAGCCCCAGCUCAAUGGAGUGUGGAACAUAUCUGUGCUGAGGGACAGGGGAGGGAGAGAAUGAAGUGAUACACAGGAAGGCCACAACCUAAGUCACUUGGCUGUGCCCA